Molecule: messenger RNA, 2371 nt
Organism: Brassica oleracea var. oleracea
Lineage: Eukaryota; Viridiplantae; Streptophyta; Magnoliopsida; Brassicales; Brassicaceae
Product: probable ADP-ribosylation factor GTPase-activating protein AGD13
Exons: 9
Coding region: 112-1125 (337 amino acids)
Molecular function (GO): GTPase activator activity; phospholipid binding
Source: RefSeq, a predicted model, not a curated record
AGUCAGAGCACGUAUUCUUCGUCAUUCCCCUAUCUAUCCUCCCUUUCCCAAGAUUGUAAGAAUACCAAGAUUGGAUCAUUUUGUUGAUGAUUGUUGUUUCUUAGAAGAGAAAUGAGCAAUUAUGCAGCCAGACUCGGCCAGCCUGCCUCAGGUAAAAGGAGAAUAAAAGAUCUUUUGAAACAACCUGAUAACCGAGUCUGCGCUGAUUGUUCCGCUCCUGAUCCCAAAUGGGCAUCAGCAAAUAUUGGAGUCUUCAUUUGCUUAAAAUGUUGCGGUGUGCACAGAAGCCUCGGCACUCAUAUCUCAAAGGUCUUGUCUGUGACACUUGAUGAAUGGUCUGAUGAGGAAGUCGACUCCAUGAUUGAAAUUGGAGGAAAUGCUUCUGCCAAUUCUAUUUACGAAGCUUUUGUACCUGAAGGAAGCUCUAAGCCUGGUCCUGAUGUUAGUCAUGACCAGCGUAUGAGAUUCAUUAGGUCCAAAUAUGAACUCCAAGAGUUUCUGAAACCAAGCUUGCGGAUUACAUCAGGGAAGUGCUCCUCGACAAAGAAACCAUCAUUUCUUAAAUCAACUCUUUCUACAAAAUUCAUGGAUAGUUUUCGCGCAAAUUCGUCAUCAAAGAAGAUAUUUGAGGAAGGAAUGGUAGAGUUUAUUGGAUUGUUGAAGGUGACUGUUAAGAAAGGUACUAACUUAGCAAUCAGAGACAUGAUGUCAAGUGAUCCUUAUGUUGUCUUGAAUCUUGGGAAGCAAAAACUUCAAACAACAGUUGUGAAUAGUAACUUGAACCCAAUAUGGAACCAAGAGCUCAUGCUAUCUGUUCCUGAGAGCUAUGGUCCAGUGAAACUGCAAGUGUAUGAUUAUGACACAUUCUCUGCUGAUGACAUAAUGGGAGAAGCUGAACUUGAUAUCCAACCUCUUAUCACAUCUGCAAUGGCUUUUGGGGAUCCUGAGAUGUUUGGGGAUAUGCAGAUUGGAAAAUGGCUGAAAUCGCAUGAUAAUCCGCUUAUAGAUGACAGCAUCAUUAACAUUGUUGAUGGGAAAGUGAAGCAAGAGGUUCAGAUCAAGCUUCAGAAUGUAGAGUGUGGAGAAUUAGAGCUGGAAAUGGAAUGGUUGCCACUUGAACAAUAAUAUGCAAUAGGUCCCAUUGUGUAUUAAAUUAUAAUUUGCACACGCUUUUGUUGGAACACUUUUAGAUCUUCCCACAGGAGACUCUUGUUUGUAAUAUUUUUUUUUUCCGAUGGUUAUAUUUUACAGAGUACAGUACACAUUGUGUUAUAUUGUCUUUGAUGGAUGAAAAUUAAAGAAAGCCUUCACCCUUUUGGCCUAGUUUCGUACUUUUAUGUUUGGUUACCAAAUGGACACAGGAGAACAUCUGGUAUUUACUAGGCUCAAAUUUUCCAUUACAACAACUCUUUUCAUUACCAGAGAGCUUAAUCUACAAGAAUCAUCUUCCUCUUAAGCAACUCGAGCAUUAUAGAGAUCUAGGUCUGUAAGAACCACUUGAGACUAAAUUUGAGAAAGUACACUAUCAAACCAUCUGUUGCUAACAAAGGCACAAUGGGUUCAAGUCUAAUUUCAAAAGCACAUGAAUGUAAGCAAAAGACUAUAACAAAGAGAAUGAAUUUCCAAAUGUAAGAACCACUAUUAACCAGCUAACAAAGGCAUAAUGAGACUUGAGCUAGUUCCGAAGAAAAGACAUGACCAAAGAGGAUGAAGCUUUUUAAUGGCCAGUGGAACAGAUUUAGAUUUUGCUAUAAACCUUCUUUUCACCUCCAAACCGUGGGCACAGAUAAACAAUAAGAAGCAAUUGAGACGAGUUAUGCAACUACACUGUCAACCACCUGUUUUAGAAACUACACUAUCAACCACCCCGUUGAGAAACAACAUUAUCAACCAUCUGUUUUAGAAACCACACUUUUAACCAUCUGUUUGAGAAAUUAACACUAUAAGACCACCUGUUGUGAUAAAGGCAUUGGACUUUAAGCUAAAAGACAGUAACAAAGAGAUGAGAUUGUAGUUCCACGAGCAUAUUCAAGCAGAGCGAGAAAGUCAUAAACCACUUUCAUUCGUCAGCCUCAUUCAGGCUUAAGAUUUCAGAAGUAUAAGCCAAGCAAACAGGAGAUCAGCAAAGGGCACAACAUUAAAUAGCAACGACUCUUGUCACCUGAUAAUUCUCAAUCGAACCAUACUGGACUAGCUAGCAAACGGCACAACUUUUAUACACGUAGAAAGCACAAUAGGGAAACAUAAAGAGCAACGACUAUAUUAUAAUAUAUUUCACAAUAGAGAAAUCUGAUUUGGUUCAUAACGGAAGAGAAAAACAAGGACGCAAAGCGAGUUCAUCAAUUAUUCAUAAGGGGCUUUAUAAGACCCC